Leptosia nina is the source of this 4599-nucleotide messenger RNA. Lineage: Eukaryota; Metazoa; Arthropoda; Insecta; Lepidoptera; Pieridae. The record is from the annotation of a GenBank genome assembly.
AUGAAAAUGCUAAGAAGUGUUAGUGAACCAUCUUUAGGUACCAUUGGUACUGGUACAAUAGCCACAACGGCGACUCGCGCUAGCCGCGUCAAUUUACCCAAAGAAAAAAUUAAUACGUGGAGAGGACAAUUUCUGUGGAAUGGGCGUGUCGGGGCCAUCACCAGAUCCAUUAUGAUGCUUUCGUGGAGUAUUAAGUGGCAGAUGGGCAGUUCUCGAAAGAAGCUGUACGUUUUAGAGCACGUAGUUGUCAUGUCACUUGUCUUGCACGGUGGUGCUUGCAUUUGGUACUAUCUCCAUCUACCGAGUGUCCACUCGACUAGUUGGCGAGUGUUGACGUUUUCCUCAGAAAUUAAUGUGCAGAAGAUGCAAUUCAACCGGUACAUAAGUUGUUGGUAUUACUGUGCUUGUCGCUUAAUAAAUUGUAUCUUUGGAGAUGCUUUUCCUUUGCACAAUCCAGAAAAAUGGUUGUCGUCAUUCCUAAUGCUCUUCGGAUAUGUAUUUCUCCGAUACCGUUUUAUUGGAAUCCUCGCUUGGGAGUUCGUAUUGGAGAAGUAUCGGUGGUCAAUUUUUGUGGACCAGUAUCAUCACAUGAUUCACUACUUAAAAUUCCGUGGAGCGCCCGAGGUCCUCGUGGAUCAGGCCAAACAGUACAAAGAGCAGCUGUGGAAGAUGAAAGGAGGUGUUCUGACGUCGCAUCACCUGCGAACCCUUCCGUUCCCCUUUCAAAUGGAACUAAUUUUCGACGUCAACGUUGGACAUUUUCACGAUUCGCUGCUGCUGGGAGAGACCGAUGAAGCGUUCAUGCGCCACAUCUCGUUGCUUAUGCGACACGAGCUAUACCUUAGUGGUCAACAUAUCUGGAACCAAGGUGUGGUGAAGGGCGGAAUGAUUUGCGUCAAACGAGGUGUCAUUGAAAUGCUCUCAGAUGAGGAUGAUGAAAGUCCUAUGAUCGCGUUCAAAGAGGGGACGGUACUGCGUCGAACAGACUUCUUACGAGCUAUGAUAGACAAUCCCAGUCUCCUUCAAAAGUUGCGAAGCAACGUCGACGAUAGGUUGAAAAGCUCAAAGAGGAAGCAGGAAGCUAUAAUAAAAUACGACGACAACGAUUCCCGUUUGAUUCGGACUCGAUAUCGACCUAUGAAAGUGCUUAAGGAUCAUUUGUGGGACGUCGGCGAAGAAGACCCGACGUUUAUUGAUGACUCACACAUGUAUUAUAGAGAAAACCUUAAAAUAGUGGAAAUUUUAGAGUUUUCUAUUAAAAAAAAGGAAUUUUCGUUAGAAAAACGUCGUCUUCAUGGGCGCCUUCCCCCCCCCGCCCCAAGUUGGCUAAAGACACACAUGUUCGACGUGGCACAUUUCAUUAUGGUUCUCUACGUGUGCUUUAUGUCGCCCCACUUCGCUAUGGACUCGGUCCAACACGACUGGGAGAAGGUUCUGACAACCAUCGUAAUUGCUGGGUUGUUGCUCAACAUCUAUAUACAACUAACCACAGCGAUUAUCGACAAGAACGUGAGAAAAGAAACUGUUAGAGAGAUAGCGGAGCAAAAAAUGGCCACCGUUGGCUUUUAUCUGGACGUACUAUCAGUUUUCCCCGUCUACAUUUUCACUGAUACUCUGGACCCCAGCGGAGAGACCAUAGGAAGUCAAUUAGCUGUGAUGUUUCCUGUUGUACAAGUGUGGCAUGUUUGGGAUUAUUUGGGUAAAUGGGAGCGGACGUUUAAUAGCAGCGCGAAGAACUCCUGGCUCUCUCAACUCAUAUACUGGGAGACUAAGGUGUUCGUCACGAACUACGCUAAGCACGAAAAGCCCCUAGUGACGUCAUUUUCCUUUGGUACAGCCGUGUUCACUGGCAACGGAAUGUCGGAUGUUGCUCCAGGAAGCGGCGAUGUAUUCCUGGUUGUUGUGCUGCUCGUGUUAGGGGCGUACUUGACUUGUUUCUAUGUCGCUAACGUAUGCAGCGUCUUCUUGCUCGGGACUCAGCGAAAAUUGAAAUUUAAGGAUUCAAUGAGGGAACUUUUCUAUUUUCUCUCCGUUAAUCACGUGAGUGGAAAAAUCAAAGCUCGAGUGAAAAAGUUUUUCUGCGUUCAGUGGUAUUAUAACAGUGCUGUUACUAGCGAAGAAAUAUUUAAAGAUAUGUCUUCUAAUAUUCAACACGAAAUAUUGUCUAUAGAAAUGCUGGACACACUGUUGUGUUGUCCUUUAUUCCAGGAAUGCAGUCGCGACUUCUUGCAAACAGUUGUAGCUAACAUACGAACAAUAGUGUUGCCAGAUAACGAAAUAGUGCAACAUGCUGGAGAUAUUGGGCGUGAUAUGUACAUUGUUCAAAAGGGCUAUUGCAAUGAAUUAAACCACCAAGGGAAAGUGGUGAAGUCUGUUUAUCCCGGUAACUUUUUUGGUACUACGGAAAUGUUGUACGGACUACCAAAGGUGUAUACAGUGCUGACAACGACAAAUUGCAUAUUACUACAUUUGGAGUACACUGCACUGGUGCAAUGUUGGAGCACCUUUCCCGACAUCAGUCAGGCCAUUAUCGCGACUCUUCAGGAUCCCGAGAUCCGCAGACAGGCGUCACGUUACGAGGACGCUAAGCCCCUCGUGGGUAGAAUAGAUGCCAAGACGAAUAGAAUUGCGGUGUUCAGAAUAACUAGUACAUUCGCCUAUUGGGAAAGUAAUAUAAUGCGAGUGAACCAGGCCGUCGUUUUGUUGAAGUUUCUACCUCUGGUGGUCACCACAGUAAACUUUGCGACCUCGUACAUCUUCAUGAGCUCUUGCAAAACAUUAGUGGAACCAAAAAGUUAUUUCAUUCAAGUGAAUUGUUCUAAAUCACUAGUGCUUUCCCAGGUUUCACAUCUUGAACAAAAGUGAUGCGGGUGUACGCCUGUUGUUUUAUCAAACACAGUGGAUGUAUGGUUGACUAUGGUGCUACAAAUAUCUGGGCUAUUAUACUACGCUUUCAUGUUUGGGUAUAUCGCAUCAACGAGAUCCGCCGCGGUUCACGCUCUAUUGGAUCAUAACGAAAAUACGAGGGAUCUGGAAAACUUUCUGUAUCAGGAGAAUGUGGAUCCUAUACUCACUGUCAAAACGUUGAAAUAUUUUGAAUAUGUCUGGAAGAGGACGCACGGCAGUAAUCCACAGGAAAUCUGUCGUGGUCUGAAUUCAGCAUUAAUGGAAGACACGCUCGUGUUCAUGUACGAACGGGCUCUGAGGGAAGUCCCUCUCUUUGGGAAAGUCGAACGCUCCUUCAUCAGGGUCAUAACGCAGCACUUGCAUGAAAUGUAUUUCUUAAAGGGCGACACGGUCGUUCAGUGUAAGGAUGUGCAGACGGACAUUUAUAUCAUUUAUAGAGGAAAGGUUGACGUUUUGAGCUCUUAUAAUGAAAUGAUUACAUGUAUGGGGACAGGAGGGAUGUUCGGGAAUUUUACUGGUCAACCGAUGUCCAGUUCUGAAGUGUCAAUCUACGCCAGCCGCAGCUUAGAUCUUCUCGUGAUUCCAUCUCAAACGUUUUUCAACUUAGUAAAAUACUAUCCGAAGCUUCAAGCACCUCUGAAGAAGGCGUUUCAAGUGUCCAAAGAUUACAUACUUCCGAUAUCGAUGGAAAAUGAAAAUGACGAAUCGUCAGAUGAUUCAGACUUAGAAAAUCUCUCUCAAGAAUCCGGAUUCGAUUCUCGGAGCGGUUCCAGACCAACAACAUUGCGUAGUUCUCAAUCAACUGGUAACGUAAGCCAAGCUAAGUCUGCUGCCAGUGUUUUGACUUACCAGAGCUACAUGGACGUCAAUAACCUUUUAAAACCUGGAUCAAGAGACACACCACAAAGACGUUGGGACUACACAACGUCCUUCUACAUAGUGGUGUCAGAGUUAACUUCAACUGGAGGUGAUGAAUUCGUCGUGAACGAAGGACUUUCGAUGACUAUUCUAGCAAUCUGUCUAGUAUGCGGCAAAAUGCUGGCAGCCAUUGUUGUAGCUACGUCCAUACAAAUCGCCUUUUCCUCGAAAUACGCACUAAAUAACUACGAGCAGGCGACAACAGAACUCAUUGAUUAUUUGAAGAACCAAGGUCUAUCAAAAUACCAAAUUAAAAAGUUCUGGACUUACGUACGGCAGCUUUGGGUGAACGAGAGAGGUAGACAGCUACCUGUGCUCAUAGCAAAAACCCCUUAUGUUCUACGAUGCGACCUUAUGUCGGCGAUGUUCGGUCAACAUUUGCGGAAUUGUUACAUUUUCGCUGACACGGGGGAACCAUUUCUUCGUCAGCUCACUGUCGUCUUGGAUUAUAAAGUCUAUUUUCCUGGUAACUAUAUCGUGGUAGCUGGCGAUAGUGAAGCUCGCAUGCACUGGGUUGCUAGUGGCACAGUUGUUGUACUCUCAGUAAGGACAGACUUAACAGAGACCACACACGAAAUCUUAACUACAGGAGACGUUUUUGGUAUAAUGCAAGGAUUGAAUAGAGGAAUUUCUCAUUCGUUCUCAUAUCGGGCUGAAACUAAGGUUGGAAUAUUGACACUGGGCUUGGAUUCUUGGAUCAACAUCUUGCCUUUUUUUCCGGAGUCUCAAAGAAUCAUAUCAGAACGAUCCGAAGUUUUGUUUACGCAAAUAUAA